Molecule: messenger RNA, 2650 nt
Organism: Clarias gariepinus (North African catfish)
Lineage: Eukaryota; Metazoa; Chordata; Actinopteri; Siluriformes; Clariidae
Gene: uacaa
Product: uveal autoantigen with coiled-coil domains and ankyrin repeats a
Exons: 15
Coding region: 174-2420 (748 amino acids)
Molecular function (GO): actin binding
Source: RefSeq, a predicted model, not a curated record
GUCAGUGUGAGUGGCGGAGUCGGACUGACUGCACAGGAAAAAGCGCCGCUGAACUUGAGAACAGGCGGACAAGUGUAGUGUGGUAGUGUGUCCCCGGACUGUGUGGUAGUGUGUCCCCGGACUGUGUGCUGUGUGUCCCCGGACUGUGUGCUGUGUGUCCCCGCUCUCCCGCCAUGAAGAGUCUGAAACAGAGACUGAAGAAACACGACGCGUCCAGUCACACUACAGACUGGAACAAGUAUGACGAGCGCCUCCAGAAGGCAGUGGAGAGCGAUGAUGUGGACAAAGUCACCAGCACGCUCAAGAAAGGAGCGAUCGCAACCAAACUCGAUGCUGACGGCCGCUCGUCGCUUCACAUAGCAGCAAGAAACGGGCUUAUAAAUAGCCUCAAUGUUUUCCUUGCCCACGGUGUCAACCUACGCACAGCAGAUGCUACUGGUAAAACUGCACUCCAUCUUUCCUCAAGAGACGGCCACUCCGCCUGUGUGCAGCGACUGUUGCAGUGCAAAAGUCCUGUUGACUGUAUAGAUCUGCAUGGAAAGACAGCUUUACAUGAAGCAGCAUAUGCAGGUCAUACUACAAUAAUCAAAAUGCUGUGUAGCAGUGGUGCAGCUGUCAGUGCUGUUGAUAAGGAUGGUCGUACUCCUUUGAUGACAGCAGCACAAAUGGGUCACAGCCGAGCUUGUCAACAACUUCUAAACUGCGGGGCUUCGGUCAAUCUUCGCGACAAGCAAAAUAAGACUGCACUCAUCUUGGCUUCUGAGCAAGUUUGCCGUGAAGUAGUGGAGGUCUUGCUGAAGCAUAAGGCAGACGUGACUGCUGUGGACCUGCAUGGCCAUGACUCGUACCAUUACGCCCAGCUUAGUGGAGAUCAAGCUUUGAUCAUGAUGAUCAAACAAGCCUGGGAUGCAGCCAGCAAAGAGGCUUCCAAGACUGGUCCAAAAUUACAGCAGCAGAAGGAGUACGGCAGCCAGUCAGAAAAUGAAAAAGAUAACCUGCAGAGCUAUCAUUUGGAUUCUGCACAGGUUAGACAUCAUGCUCCACAUUUAUCAGCUCCGGCCUCAUUUAAAGUGAAGGAGGUGAUGGCAGGUGAGGCUGAUCUUCUUAAGAGGGAGCUGUGGGAGAUGAGACUGAGGCAUGACGCUGCCCAGGAGGAGCUGCUAAGGCUGGACUCGGCUCUGGUCCUACGCACCCGGGACUUCGAGGAGCUGAGGAGGAGCAGUGAGCGGGCGCUGCAGCAGGCUCAUAGUCACGCUUGGGAGCUGGAGGAGGCGCUCGGGGAGGUUCAGCGGAGAAUGGUCGCCUCUGAGGCUAAAGUCAGGCAAAUGCAGGCACAUUUGGUAGCAGUGCGUGAGAACCUGGUGGAGGAGCUGAGAGCACAACUACACGAGGCCAAAGCGGCGCUGCAUCGAGCCAACGAGGAGCUUGGUCUAAGCAGAAGGGAAGCUGAGCAGGUAAAAGACAGAAAUGACAUGCUCCUGCAGGAGGUACACAAGCUCAGCGAGGAGCUGCUGAAGAAAAAGAACACAGAUGCACUGCAGGCGCGACUGGGAGGUCAGAAGGCUCAGACAACUGAAAUGGCUUGUAAGGAAAUACAAACCCCCUCAGAAUGGAAGACUGGGUCGACAAAAACCACCAUGACGGAUCUUACGAGCGAGAUUCUUCAGCAGGAGAUGGAUAAGAAGAACUACAUCAGUUUAAACGAGCAUGAGUCUAUGAGAAGCUCAAUGAAUAGUGCACUUCAGCAGGCACAAAGCCAGGCUCGGGAAGCCGUGCUGAAGCAGCAGCAAACCAGUGAGGAAAAUCAGAGUCUCAUUAGAGAACUGCAGGAGCAGAGGACAGAGCUGGACACCCUGCAGGACGCCCUACAGGCCCGGUUUGUGCCUGUGGCUAUGCUGGAGACCAAGGAGAACGAGGUGGCUCAGCUUAGGCUCGCACUUAAAGAAAUGGAGGAGAGAAAGGAGACGGAGGAGGAAGGCGAGAAGGCGUGUAACGCUGAAUCACAGAAGCAGUCUCAGCCUGAGCAAACAUUACAGAGCAGCAGAGGCACACAAACUGAGGAAUGUCAGGAAAUGUGCGCCACCACCUCUGUCAACCUUACACAGGAGAACAUGCCAUUAAACACAAAAGGAGGACAAAAUAAGGAUUCAGAGAUAAUGGUGGAGGCAGAAGGCCAGAGGGCAGCACAGAGCUCAUCAGCUCCAAGCAGUGUUUGUAGCCUUGUGCACUCAGACAGCACCAUCCUGCAGGCGCACAUAAACAGCCUGGAGCAGCGGUUGGAGAACUCUGAAAAGCAUUAUAGACAAGUUCUUGCUAUAUAUCGCACACGUCUCCUCAAUGCAGCCCAGGGCCAUAUGGAUGAGGAGGCCAGAAUGGCACUGCUUCAGAUCGCACAAAUGAGACAGGAGUGUGUAUGUUGAUCAUUGCUUGUCUCUGUCUUUCAAAAUCUGAAUCUCUGAAAAUAUCUCUCUCUAUUUUCUGCGUGUGAGUGAGAAUGUGUGGUUGUAUUAUUGAUUAACUAUUAGGAUUUAAGCCACCGUGAAAUAUAGGUUUACUGCAGGUUUUUGUAUUCUUUUACUGAAUGUAAUUAUGUAAAUAUAUAAAUAUAUGUAUUAUUUAAUAUGCACAAAUUACUAACAAUCUUUAAUUA